Messenger RNA from Melospiza georgiana, 3086 nucleotides. Its product is annotated as ninein-like protein. Lineage: Eukaryota; Metazoa; Chordata; Aves; Passeriformes; Passerellidae. The record is from RefSeq and is a predicted model, not a curated record. The transcript has 14 exons. Gene Ontology annotation, cellular component: centrosome. Gene Ontology annotation, biological process: microtubule anchoring at centrosome. Bases 524 to 2005 code for a protein of 493 amino acids.
CUGCGCAUGCGCGGGGUGUCAGGGCCGAACGGAGCCGAACCGAGCCGGGCCGGGCCGGGCCGAGCCGAAGCUGCAGUGCCUCCGUCCCCGCGGAUGCACAACCCCGUUUCCCACGAGCAUUCAGUUCCAAGGACUGGCAAGGCAUUUGCUUUUGAAGUAACACCACGUGAAUGUGCUAAGGUGGAAGUGAAUCUCUGCUUGCCUUGACAGCCAGGACACCUCAAUCCAGGAUCUUGAGAAAAAAAAAAAAAAACAAGAAUCGUUCUUUUGGCUUCAGAUUUUGAGCAUCAGAGGGGAGUGCUCCGGGAAUCAGCCUGUCCUUCUGGCCAAGCUGCCUGGGCCCACAUCAAUUCUCCAGCCUCAGCAAAGACACUGGAUUUGCCAAGCCUCAACUUGUCACUGCCACCUGAGCCCUGGAAGAGCUCAGAGGAGAUCCUCAGGGUCCCUGGUUCUGCCUGGAUCGGUGCUGAGGAGGAGCAGCAGGUGAGCCUGGCAGGGCUGCCUGCAGCUUGGGACAGCACUCAUGGUCCCCAGGAGCAGCCUCCAGCCUGCAGCUGGCACCUCCUACAGCUACAAACUGCAGUGCCUCUGGAGCCAGGUGAGGCACAUCGCCAGGGAGAGGGACAAGGCAAGGCUCAGUUUGGAGAGGGCAGAGAGACACUGCCUGCAGCUGGGCAGGGAGCUGGAUCAGCAGUACAUCACUCUUGAGCACACCCAGAGCAAGCUCAGGAAUUUUCAAGCAGAAAUAGAGGCAAAAGAGCUGCUUUUGCAGCAAGCAGUGAGUCACCAGGCAAAGCUGGAGGCUGCUACACAGCUCCUGCAGGGCAAAGAGGCCAACCUGCAAGGGAGACUGAACCAUGUGAUGAAUGAGAACACACAGCUACAAAACAAGGUCACAGAGAUGGCUGAGAAACUGUCAGCCUCUGAGGAAAUGGUGUUGGAGCUGCAAAAAGAACUCAACCACAUUGUGAAGGAUAAGCUGGAGCAGGGGGAGCCCCAGAGCCCCGAGUUCCUGAAGCAGAGCGAGCGCUUUGCCGAGAUUGUCCUGGAGUACGAGCGGCAGUGCCAGGUGCUGCAUGAGCAGAACACAGCGCUGCGCAGGGAGCUGCAGGGGCUGCGCCUCCAGCUGCAGGAGAGCAGGGCUCAGGCAGGGCUGCCAGCAGCAGAAAUGUCACUCCCAGUGGAGCAGCUCCAAGAGCAGCUGCAGGACCUGAAGGUGCAGCUGGAAACCAAGAGUGAUGAGGGCAAGGAGGAGCUCUCUCACCAGGAUGUCGAGAGGCCUCAGCUGGGCUGUGAGCCCCCUGAGCACAAGGCUGGUGACAGUGCUGGCCCUGGCACUGCCCAGCUGCACAGCCAGAGCCCUCUGGAGGCUGAGUGGCUACGAGGGGCAGAGAUUGCUGCCAGGCUGGAGCACCACCAGAGGCAUGCAGCGUGCUGGAUGGAGAUGGAGCUGCUCCAACAGCAGCUCCAGGCCUCACAGGGAAAGCUUUUGGAAGCCAAAGCCAACCUGAGCCUAGCCCAGGCCCAGCACACUCUGCAGUUGCAGCAGGCCAAGGCCCAGAUAAACAACAUGGUGCCAAAGAAACAGUUUGAGCAGCUGCAAAACACCCUGAGAGAGGAACAGUGCAAGACUCAGAGGCUCCAGGAAAGCCUCCAGCUGCAGGCUGAGCAGACAUGCAGGCAGCUGGUCAGGAUCCAGGAAGAACACGAGCAGCUGCUGCAGGCAGCUGUGGAGCAGGCAGAGGGGCUGGAGCAGAGUCUGAGGAGUGCUGAAGCUGUGCUGGCAGAGAGGGCAGCUCAGCUCAGAGAUGCCCAGGCCCAACUCUCCAGGAACAAACUGUUGAUUGAAGAGCUCCGUGGAGAGAACAGGAGGUUUGCAAUGGCCCUGCAGGCUGCUGAGCUGAAGCAGAAGAGCAUGGAGGAGAAGAACCAGCUGUUGGAGGAACAAGCCUCAGCUCUGAAGCAGCUUAUUGGAAAAAUCACACCAGCAUCUCUGAGUGGGUGAUGGAACUUCUGCAGUGGCAGCCCCUGCUCCUGGCUGGGGCUGGUCAGGUGCAGAAUGGGAGAUAUGGCUGGGUUAGGAAAUCAGCCUUGUCCUCUCUGGUCUUGCCAGGAUUUUCCUGUGCAGAAAAUAGCAGAUGGGGAGCCUAGAGUCCUUUGAGGAAAUUGGUCUUGUGGACAGCUGAAUUUUCCAGCUGAAAGCAGCAGCCUUGGGGCCUUUCCCAGUGGCAGUGUGCUGUUAUGUCAUGUCUGUCUCAGGGCAGCCAGCUCACAGGAUUUUCUUUGGCAGUUUAGUGGUGGUGCAGGUGCUCCCUCUCUGCAGAAGGCUGGUGUUGGAGCCACAGUUACAUCUCAAAAGCCAGGGCAGAAAGGCUUGCAGGACCCUGUGCUUGGUCACUCCUGAGCUGUGGCAUUAAAAAAUUUGUAAUGUUACAGCACCUCCUGCUUUUCCCAGUCUGCUCUGUAUUUCAGUCACCUUCCCCAACUGCUGCUGAACAUUUAUUGCCAACAGCUCCUCCUACAGCCUGAGCCUAGGAUCCAAACCCAACCAGAUUGUUGUCUCUGCAGUGAGCAGGACAGAGCAAUGCUGUAAUGGCCCAGGCAUUUAUCCUGUUCCUGCCUUCUUCCCCAGCUGUUUGCUUUUUCAGCUCCAGCCUGAGAUGGGGGCUAAGCAGACCUCCAGUCUCACUUAGGGCUGAUGUUUUUGCAAGUGUUCUCCCAGACACAGUGCAAGAGCUGAGCAGCUCCACUAGGAAAAGGGAAAGGAACUCUUCAGCCUUGUUCUGGUUUUGUGCUACCCAGAAUCCUUAAAACCCUCUGCUCCCUUUCCCACCCCUACUCCAAGUAGCCCAUAGACCCAGCCAGACCAGUGCUGUGGGAUAAGAGAUUCUUCACAGGAACAGAGGCACAGGCCAAGCACACUGGGAAAAACCCAGGCCCACAGUCCAGACUGCAAUGAUCAUUCAUUCACACAGCACCUCAGGAAACAUUUAUGGGUCUCUGAUGGGGACAAGGCUUCAUGUCUAAUCCUGGAAGGAACCUUGUGCAGCCUUAUCUGACACUUGGAGGAGCAGCUCCAUUGAGAU